Oncorhynchus kisutch (coho salmon) is the source of this 1780-nucleotide messenger RNA. RefSeq names its product trace amine-associated receptor 13c-like. Gene Ontology annotation, biological process: G protein-coupled receptor signaling pathway. The record is from RefSeq and is a predicted model, not a curated record. Gene Ontology annotation, molecular function: trace-amine receptor activity. Lineage: Eukaryota; Metazoa; Chordata; Actinopteri; Salmoniformes; Salmonidae. Bases 1 to 993 code for a protein of 330 amino acids. Gene Ontology annotation, cellular component: membrane. The transcript has a single exon.
AUGGCGUUCAGUGAAGUGGAUGGAUAUCAAGCAGUACAAUACUGUUUUCCUCUCCACAACUCGUCUUGCGUUAAGAAGGAGCGAACCAUAGCAGAAAAUAUACUCCUGCACCUUUUUUUUUUCUCUGUGUCAUCAUUCACAGUGUUUGUGAAUCUGCUGGUGAUCAUCUCCAUCUCUCACUUCAAACAGCUCCACACUCCAACCAACCUGCUCAUCCUCUCUCUGGCUGUGUCAGAUCUCCUGGUUGGGAUUGUUGUGAUUCCAGUGGAGGGCAUCAAAGUCAUCGAGUCAUGCUGGUAUCUUGGUGAAACAAUGUGUUCAGUUUUUCAUGGGAUUGUUUUCUCUGUCAUUUUUGCAUCUCUAUACAAUUUAGUCAUCAUAGCUGUUGACAGAUAUGUUGCUGUUUGUGAUCCUUUACUCUACAUUUCAAAAAUAACUAUUGGAAAAACAUUGACUUCUAUAUUCCUAACCUGGAUAUUUUCUUUUAUAUAUAAUCUUGUUAUUCUAUACUGUAAUGGUCAAUGGUAUCGUUCUCAGGCACACAAGAACUGCCAUGGAGAAUGUGUGUUGAUUAUCAGUUUUACAUGGGGAAUUAUUGACCUUUUUGUCUCCUUUGUUGCACCUUGUUCUGUUAUUAUAUGCUUAUACAUGAACAUUUUCAAAGUGGCAAGAAUUCAAGUAAAAGUGAUGAAUAUCACAACCAGGAUCAAGAUGUCAGAGAGUAAGGCAACCAAAACACUGGGGGUUGUGUUAUCGGUGUUCCUCGUCGGUUGGAUCACAUAUUACGUUGGUUCACUUUCUGAGGACUACCUGGCACAUUCAGAUGUCAUCAUAGCAUUUCUCUCCUGGGUUGUGUACAUUAAUUCAUUCCUUAACCCUCUGAUCUAUGCAUUGUUUUACCCAUGGUUCAAAACAGCAGUAAGACACAUCUUAACCUUACAUAUCCUGGCACCCUCAUCCUCCUUAAUAAAUCUCUUUCCAGAAAAUUGUUAGAUUGUAUUUAAAAAAAAAUGAGUGGCCUUGUAGGUACACACUGUAUAACAUGUUGUGUUAUAGAAAGUUAUGUAAUAUGUUAUUGCUUAUUGCUGCAUGUUUGUAUUGAUGACUUAGGGCCCAAUUAAAUGGAUUGGUUAUACUGUAAAAGAAAACAGCACUGCAGGUUUACUAAGAAUGUUGACAUUGUAUCCUAAGGACAGCUGUUGUUCUGUGUCAUUAAAAAUGACAACAGGAACAACUCAAGUGUGUUGGUUUUAGCGUGGUUAACCGCUCCAAUACAACAUUCUGAAUGAAUCAACCGUGUAAUUUUCCCUCAGCAAUUUAUUAUAUUUGGACAACAAGUUUUAAUGCAAGGAUAUCAUUAUUAUGUAGAGAAAGAGAUGGCUUUAAAAUACUAGCCAUGUAAUAACAGACACACAGCACCGUGGUGCCAUUCAUUCAGUAGGGUCAGACAGAUUUCUAGACAGAGAAAAGUGUAAUCAGAAUGACAAAACGCAAAGUGAACUCUCACAGACAGAUAUGUAUUGCUUUUGUUGGUUACAUACGUGUAGAUGAUCAAAAUGAAGCUGUACUGUAUGCUAGCUAUUGAUAAUUGAGUUAGUAUAAGUGCAACUUAGCUGUUUGACUUUGAAUUUUCUUUUAUAUUGUGUUCAAUUAUAGAAACCAAACCUAAAGGUAUUUUCCCGUAAUUUACUUGACCAAACUGGAUUAAAAAAGUGUCUUCCAAGUGGCGCAGUGGUCUAAGACUGCAUCUCAGUACUAGGGACGUCACUACAGACAACCU